Molecule: messenger RNA, 972 nt
Organism: Schistocerca serialis cubense
Lineage: Eukaryota; Metazoa; Arthropoda; Insecta; Orthoptera; Acrididae
Gene: MsrA
Product: peptide methionine sulfoxide reductase
Exons: 5
Coding region: 184-849 (221 amino acids)
Molecular function (GO): peptide-methionine (S)-S-oxide reductase activity
Source: RefSeq, a predicted model, not a curated record
CACUUUAAAAUUGUGAUAGCCAUGCUGAACGUUGUUAUCAGCGGAGUUGCGUCAGAAUUGCGUUCGAAACUCACAGUUGCUAAGCUCCGACUGACAGAAUUUAAAACGAAGCGAAGGCGGAAGCGUGUCACUUGACACAGUGCGAGGAGGAGGUUGUUGAAGACUAACUUGUUUAAAAAGGCAAUGGCAGCGGCAAACAUACUCCAUGAUAUCGAUGUUCCUGUAAAGAAGGCAACAUUUGGAAUGGGCUGUUUUUGGGGCCCUGACACCCUCUAUGGUACACUGAAAGGUGUUAUAAGAACAAGAGUGGGAUAUUCUGGAGGCACAAAAAUAAACCCCACAUAUAGAGAUCUUGGAGAUCACACAGAGUGUAUUGAUAUUGACUAUGACCCAAAUGAAAUUUCCUUUGAAAAAUUACUUGAAGAGUUUUGGAAAAAUCAUGAUCCUACUUACAGAGCCACGAAACAGUAUACAUCCUUAAUAUUUUAUCAUGAUGAUGAUCAAAAGCAGACAGCUGAGAAAAGUUUUAAAGAAGAGGAAGAGAAGAAAGGCAAGAAGGGCAAAUUUGUCACCAAAAUAUUACCAGCAGCAGAGUUUUAUAAUGCAGAGGACUAUCAUCAGAAAUACCGCCUGCAGCAGCACACACAGCUCGUGCGGUGGUUGGGUCUGACAGCUGGCAAGAAGCUCAUAAGUUCACAUGCUGCUGCACGUAUCAAUGGAUAUGUAGUAGGUAUGGGUGGUGUGCAAAUGUUUGAGGAGGAUAUCAGUAGGCUUGGGCUUACACCUGAAAUAGCAGACUAUGUGCGGAAGUGGGUUACAAAAUAUGAAGGACAUGGCAUGAUUUGUUGAAUAUUCACCAGUGUAUCAGUCGCUAUUGCUGAGUAUGAUCUACUGUUUGAGGCCUAGAAUUGGUUGAGUUGGUCCACAGCCUUCACACGUACAUUUAGAGGGGGGAAGGGAGGGAGAGGACGA